Molecule: messenger RNA, 891 nt
Organism: Myotis brandtii (Brandt's bat)
Lineage: Eukaryota; Metazoa; Chordata; Mammalia; Chiroptera; Vespertilionidae
Product: HLA class II histocompatibility antigen, DQ beta 1 chain
Exons: 3
Biological process (GO): peptide antigen assembly with MHC class II protein complex; antigen processing and presentation of exogenous peptide antigen via MHC class II; immunoglobulin production involved in immunoglobulin-mediated immune response
Cellular component (GO): MHC class II protein complex
Molecular function (GO): MHC class II protein complex binding
Source: RefSeq, a predicted model, not a curated record
UCAAGUAGCCCAGCUCGGGUCCUCAUCCCGGCCUCAGAAUCCAGGGACCGUUCCCGCUGGUUCAGGGAGGACCCUUCCUGUGGGGAGACUUGCCUGUGCCCCCACAUCUCCCACUCUAUUUUCCUCUCUGUUUCCCCUCCCCUCCCAGUGGAGCCCACAGUGACCAUCUCCCCGGCCAAGACAGAGGCCCUAACCCACCACAACAUGCUGGUCUGCUCGGUGACGGAUUUCUAUCCAGCCCACAUCAAAGUCCGAUGGUUCCGGAACGACCAGGAGGAGACAGCCGGUGUCGUGUCCACCCCCGUGAUUAGGAAUGGGGACUGGACCUACCAGAUCCUGGUGAUGCUGGAAAUGACCCCCCAGCGAGGAGACAUCUACACCUGCCGCGUGGAGCACCCCAGCCUGCAGAGCCCCAUCGCAGUGGAGUGGCGGGCACAGUCUGGAUCCGCCCAGAGCAAGAUGCUGAGCGGCAUCGGGGGCUUCGUGCUGGGGCUGAUCUUCCUGGGCCUGGGCCUUGUCAUCCGUCACAGGAAACAGAAGGGGCUCCUGCGCUGACUCCUGAGCGUACUUUGACUGGGAUCGGCUGUGUUUCCUCUGAAAUGCCUGCUUAUUGUCCUUGCCCAGAUUUCCCAGCUGCCUGUGAGCCUGCUCCCUCUGAGAUCAGAGCUGGCCAGUCAUCUCCUGUGCUCCCCCUGCCCCCCACCCUCGAGGCCAUGGCUGUGACCUUGGAGUCUGUCCUGUGGGCUGCCAGCUAAGUCUAAAAAUGCCAAGGCCCCCAAGGCAUUUUUCUUUUGUUCUCUCCCUCCCCCCAUCCCCCUCUGUCCAAGAGAAGUACAUUAAAGCCUUUACCUGACUCCAGAGCUUUUAUCAUAAUUAAACAUGUUAUCUGUA